This is a messenger RNA of Naegleria fowleri, 948 nucleotides long. RefSeq lists its product as uncharacterized. The transcript has a single exon. The record is from RefSeq and is a predicted model, not a curated record. NCBI's taxonomy places the organism in Eukaryota, Heterolobosea, Eutetramitea, Acrasida, Naegleriidae. The coding region runs from base 1 to 948 and encodes 315 amino acids.
AUGGAGCCCACCAUUUACGUGGUGAAACAACCACCAUCACCACCACAACACCAACAACUCAAAUCAUCAAGGUCUACAACCAACCAACAAUUAAUGCAACAACAACAACUGCGUAUGACUCCUUCAACACUGGUGGUCAAAAAGAUUCCGGCUAAAAUAAGAGGAGGGGUGAAAGUUAGUUCUCGGAAACCUUCGGAACCAUCUGAAAAUACUUCAUCAUUCAUACUGGAAAAUUCUCAAAAUUAUCAAACCAAGAGCAUCCCUUCAUUGUUUCCAGCAACGUUAAAACCACGACAAACAUCAGCUCCUAUUCAAUCAACCAGGAGCAUUGGAGAAUCAGAAUUUGGAUCCUUGACAAGCAGAAAAACUAGUACCUCUAAAAUAACGAAUAUUACAAGUUCGAACCAAAGCGGUGAAAAGAAAUCUCACCAUAAUGCCACUGUUGACGUAUCAUUAAAACAUUCGCAAGAAAACUUGUUAGAGAAGAAAUUAGAAUGUUUAUUGAAUGAUGACGAUAUUUAUUCAGCUCGGCAAAGCAUCAGAGAUGCCUAUCUUUUUAAGUCAUACGAAAGAGAUACGUCUAAAUUUGCAAGAAAAAUAUCACUAUCUCAGUUAGGAGUGACGUUAGUAUUCGAAACGAAAGAAAGUUUUUACAACUUUUACAAUCGAUUUAAAACCUCAAAUAGUGGAAGUACUAUCAAUUUUAGUAUGGAUGAAACUGAAUUGGAAGAAUUGAAGAAUCCCGUCUCUGAGUCUAACAUGUCCAACAAUCUUGAACAACAGGAAAUUCAAGAGGCUCAAUUAAGCACGGAUCCAUUCAUUACAGAAGAAGAAAAACUUGAAAUAGUCAAUACAAUGGAAAAAGUAGGGGAACCUUACCUUGUAGAAUUAUUUAAAACAAAAUAUAAAACGAGAGAGUUACUUCAUGCAGGUCAAUCGUUGAGGUGA